AUGCCAGGUUCAAAUGGUUCACAAUGGAUGGCGAAAGUUGCUUCAUGCUUUGUGGUACUCUUCUACCGGAUGGCGAGCUUGGCCAGCAAAGGAGCCUCGCUAGUGAAAGGGGCUUUUAGAGUUCUUUAUCAAUUGUCGCUGGGCCCUUUACUGAGGCUCUUUCACUUCUUUUUCUGGUCGCCUGCAGCUAUUAUAACUCGAAAUGUUGUCAACCUCAUGUUUCUGCCUACAAACUUACCACUGAUACUAUUCUACAAUACAACGCUUAGUGAUCUCACUAAAAUAAACUUGCGUCUCACUACCGUAACUAUAGCGCUGAGCAUACAGUAUUUUGUCACCUUGAUGGCAUUAGGCAUCCUAAUUGGGGCGUACUGUGGGCUAUGCUUAGGAACCUUACACAGGUGGAUAAGGAUUCCGGAAAAGCGCGUUGACGUUUUCGGCGGGCUGACCCGCUGGCUGUUCCCUCACACCGCGUAUAGCAGCAGCGCGCCUCUUCCUAAGCCACAUCCAUGGCAAAGUGCUCAAUACCCUUCCCCUUCAACGACAUCUACUACUGUGCGAGGCGAGAAACUUCAGAGAAAGGGCUCGCGGUCUUCCAUCGUGAAUGUGUCAAACAUGGUCUCAAAACUGCCUCACGACUUUUUUCAGCCCAAAAGCCCUCAUACACCUACCCGAAGGAGUGAAAAAGCUCGCUUCGAUACCUCGAAACUUUCUCCUGUUAGUACGGUCCGUGAUGACGAGAUUGAAUCUAAUUAUUCGAGCGCAUGGGAUUUUUCAGACGAAUUACCUGAAACUUUGAGGACAGAAUUGACAGGAAGGGCCAGCACGUUCCCGCGACCAUACGCUUCAGGAAGCGAACGACCUAGUUACUCUCAGCUAAAGCCCUUAAAAAAUAAUGGAAUACUUUGA
Molecule: messenger RNA, 909 nt
Organism: Lachancea thermotolerans CBS 6340
Lineage: Eukaryota; Fungi; Ascomycota; Saccharomycetes; Saccharomycetales; Saccharomycetaceae
Gene: LDB16
Product: Ldb16p
Exons: 1
Coding region: 1-909 (302 amino acids)
Source: RefSeq, a predicted model, not a curated record